This is a messenger RNA of Linum trigynum, 984 nucleotides long. The record is from the annotation of a GenBank genome assembly. NCBI's taxonomy places the organism in Eukaryota, Viridiplantae, Streptophyta, Magnoliopsida, Malpighiales, Linaceae.
CCGUCACAAUGUAGUCCCAUAAUAAAAUCGUCAGCCGUGAGCUCUUAUGAGCUCACCGUGGAUUAGUCUCGAUCAAUCGAUCGAGGAUACCACGUAAAAUCUUGUGUUCUGUGUUCGUUUAUUUCCGCGUCAUCAAAUUCUUCAUGGUAUCAGAGCGAACCUCGGUCCAUUGUUAGGGUUUUCGCUUCCAUCCUCUUUUUGGUUCUUCUGCGCGUUGUCCUCGUCAUGUCCGAUGAGUCCGCAUCGGAGUCGAAGGGAUCUGUCCUCCCUGAUGUCAUCGAUCGUGAAGAAGAAGUUAUGUCUUUCAGCUUUUAUGCUGAAGUUUGUUCGAUGGUCACACCUAGGCGAAGGUUCACCACUGUUGAUUCGGAUGAGCAGUCUAGCUCUCCAUACGUCCAGUCAACCCAUCGUUGGUUGGGUAUUCGGUUCCGCCCUGAAUCGUCGGCCAACGAAGUCUCAUCACAGCUCGGAACAAUCCUACCGCCGUCACUCCGUCCAGUCACUGCCGCUUCGCCGGCUCACUCAUCCGUCCAGUCACUGCUCGUCAAGUUUUCUUUUGGAUUUCGUUGCUUAAAGCAGUCCCGAUGUCGGCUUGCAACAGUGCCCACGCUAGUCCGGGUAGUCGUCGCAUCCCGUCAAAGUCACCAUUCAAUUCCACCCAGUUCGUCCGCUUGAUGCUCCUAAUCGGCUGUUCAGCCCAGUUUCGAAUCUAUUGAACGAAGUCAAUUGUUGCGGGCUUGUGGCCGGGUCAUCUUCAUCAAACACUCCCAGCUGCCGCCUAGUUACUUCAGUUUGGAGACAGGUUCAGUCUAAGGCAUUCACCGGCAUUGUGUUUUGUCGAGAAGCCUUGUCGUCAUCAGCGGAUCAUCUUCAUCAUGGUCGAUAAAUAUUACAUGGAAAGUUUGGGUUCUAUGAAAGGAGGUCACAAUGGGUUCUUCAGAGCUCAUGGAAAUCCAACGUCAAUUAUAAACUGUGACAAUUCAA